This is a messenger RNA of Chionomys nivalis (European snow vole), 4043 nucleotides long. RefSeq names its product AFG3-like protein 1. Lineage: Eukaryota; Metazoa; Chordata; Mammalia; Rodentia; Cricetidae. Bases 9 to 2390 code for a protein of 793 amino acids. The record is from RefSeq and is a predicted model, not a curated record. The transcript is spliced from 17 exons. Gene Ontology annotation, cellular component: m-AAA complex; membrane. Gene Ontology annotation, molecular function: zinc ion binding; metalloendopeptidase activity; ATP hydrolysis activity. Gene Ontology annotation, biological process: protein-containing complex assembly; mitochondrial protein processing.
GCAGGGGGAUGUUACUCCGGCUGGUGGGGGCGGCCGGCAGUCGGGCCCUGGCCUGGCCUUUCUCCAAGUUGUGGCGCUGUGGUGGCUGCGCAGGAAGCGGCGGGGCGGACUGGAGCAGCGUGAGGGUCGGUGGCAUUGCUCGGCAGGGGAUAUGCUCGCUGCAGGCUCUGCAGGGAAGACUGACUUGGUUCUCCCCAAGGCUGUGUUCAAAACCUCCCAAAGGGUUUGAGAAAUUUUUUAAGAAUAAGAAGAAUGGAAGAAGUACAGAACCAGGAAACUCAGUAGCUCAAAAAAAAGAAACUGUAGAACCAAAGAACACUGGGCCUGGAGGAGAUGGAGGCAAGAGAGGAGGGAAGCGAGAUGGCUUUGCCUGGUGGAAGCGGAUGCAGAAGGGGGAGUUUCCGUGGGAUGACAAGGAUUUCCGGAGUCUGGCUGUUCUGGGGGCAGGCGUGGCUGUGGGAUUUUUAUAUUUCUAUUUUCGAGAUCCCGGAAAAGAGAUCACCUGGAAGCACUUUGUGCAGUAUUACCUCGCCAGAGGGCUGGUGGAUCGGCUGGAGGUUGUGAACAAGCAAUUUGUGCGUGUUAUUCCCGUCCCUGGGACGACGUCCGAGAAGUUCGUGUGGUUUAACAUUGGCAGUGUUGACACCUUUGAGAGGAACCUCGAGUCUGCUCAGUGGGAGCUGGGGAUUGAGCCCACCAACCAGGCUGCGGUAGUCUAUACUACAGAGAGUGAUGGCUCUCUUCUCCGAAGCCUGGUGCCCACCCUGGUCCUGGUUAGCAUCCUCCUCUAUGCUAUGAGGAGGGGUCCAAUGGGGACUGGUCGUGGCGGGCGAGGAGGAGGCCUCUUCAGUGUUGGCGAGACAACAGCCAAGAUCUUAAAAAACAACAUUGAUGUGAAGUUUGCCGAUGUGGCUGGCUGUGAAGAAGCCAAAUUGGAAAUUAUGGAAUUUGUGAAUUUCCUGAAGAACCCAAAGCAAUAUCAGGACUUAGGAGCCAAAAUCCCAAAGGGAGCAAUGCUUACUGGUCCACCUGGUACUGGCAAAACACUUCUUGCAAAAGCAACUGCUGGGGAGGCCAAUGUGCCCUUCAUCACUGUGAAUGGGUCGGAGUUCCUGGAAAUGUUCGUUGGUGUUGGACCAGCACGGGUUCGUGACAUGUUUGCAAUGGCCCGGAAAAAUGCUCCUUGUAUUUUAUUCAUUGAUGAGAUUGAUGCAAUUGGCAGGAAGCGAGGUCGUGGCCACCUGGGAGGCCAGAGUGAGCAGGAGAACACUUUAAACCAGAUGCUGGUGGAGAUGGACGGCUUCAACUCUACCACUAAUGUGGUAGUGCUAGCUGGCACCAAUCGCCCUGAUAUCCUUGACCCAGCCCUGAUGCGGCCUGGCCGGUUUGACCGCCAGAUCUACAUUGGUCCCCCUGAUAUCAAAGGCAGGUCCUCUAUUUUCAAGGUUCACUUGCGUCCUCUCAAGCUAGAUGAAUGCCUCACCAAAGAUGCUCUUUCGAGGAAACUAGCCGCUCUUACUCCGGGUUUCACUGGUGCUGAUAUUUCCAAUGUGUGCAACGAAGCAGCACUGAUUGCUGCCCGCCAUCUUAGCCCUUCUGUCCAGGAGAAGCACUUUGAGCAAGCCAUCGAGAGGGUCAUUGGAGGCCUUGAGAAGAAGACCCAGGUCCUACAGCCCAGCGAGAAGGCGACUGUCGCCUACCAUGAGGCAGGGCACGCAGUGGUGGGCUGGUUCUUGGAACACGCAGACCCUCUGCUGAAGGUGUCCAUCAUCCCUCGGGGCAAGGGGCUUGGCUAUGCUCAGUACCUUCCCCGCGAGCAAUACCUCUACACACGGGAGCAGCUCUUCGACCGCAUGUGUAUGAUGCUAGGGGGCAGGGUGGCUGAGCAGCUGUUCUUUGGCCAGAUCACUACAGGGGCUCAGGAUGACCUGAGGAAGGUCACCCACAGUGCCUAUGCCCAGAUUGUGCAGUUUGGAAUGAGCGAGAAGCUGGGCCAGGUAUCCUUUGACCUCCCCAGACAAGGAGAGACCAUGGUGGAGAAGCCGUACAGUGAAGCCACUGCCCAGCUCAUUGAUGAGGAGGUGCGGCACCUUGUCAGGUCUGCCUACGAUCGGACCCUGGAACUGCUCACACAGUGCCGGGAGCAGGUCGAGAAGGUGAGCAGGCGACUCCUGGAGAAAGAAGUGCUGGAGAAGGCUGACAUGGUAGAGCUCUUGGGCCCUCGGCCCUUUGCAGAGAAGUCCACCUAUGAGGAAUUUGUAGAGGGCACUGGCAGCCUAGAGGAGGACACAUCCCUUCCUGAGGGGCUGAAAGACUGGAAUCAGGGCCGGGAGGAAGGAGGCGCUGAGCGGUGCUUACAGGAGAGCCCUGCAGAGCAGGGGCCUAUUUGACCGCUGUUGGCCAGAACAGCUGGUAGAGGAACUGAAAAAUAAAUUAAAAUAGGUGACAACUGCAAACAGAUGUUUUAGAGGAGAGAGAGCCAGGACUUGGCAGCAUCCAUCCAAGGCAAUAGCUAAGGGAUCAAAGGUGUGGCCUGAGGCCACAGGCCCUGGACCUAGAGGUCUGGCAGUUCAGGUAGAAAGGGAGUUGGACGCUGGCUUCUGUGAAGCUAUGAGUAUUGUCUUUGGGGGAUUCCAUGUAUAGGGCAUUAGGAGCUACAUCAGCUUCCAGUAGACACAGAGCUGAUUCAGUUUCCAAGUGUGCUGCCUUAUAGCUUGCCUCUGAGGUAAUUAAUUGCUCAGAGGCUAAGCCUGAUUCAACACAGAUGAAGUCUGGUGAAGAAUUAAUGAAAAUAUAAGCCAGUCAUCAAGGGAAGGCUGGGUUCUUAAGCUGAUCAGUGCUUAGGAAAGAAAGCCAGCUCAGCUGCACAUCUCUGGCAGCGCCAGAAAUGUUGUCAGUCAGACCUGGCAUCUAGCCUAGCUCCGGUGCCCGUUUAUCAGCCAUCUUGUAGGACAGCUCUUGAGUAGAGGAGGGGUCUAAAAGAGGCAUCUUUUUCUUGUUGAUCCUGGGGUGUGGAGGCCUGAACUCCAGCCCUUAAUGCUUGGGUCCUAAGGUUCCAUGAGCGUGUGCUUGUGGAUUUCCUCCAGGACUCCCUGGGCUCAGAUCUCAGGGCUGUACCAUCUGCUGCAUCAGCCAACUCUUCAGUCUGCUCAUGGCUGGGGAGGAAUCCAUUUAUUCCUCUGACUUGUUUAAAAUUUUUGUAUGUGUGCCCACUGGUGUUCGUGUGUGCAUAUGAUUAUGUGGAGACUAGGGGUUGACUUAGUGUGUCUUCCUCAAUUGCUUGUUUUCUUUUUGGUUUUUGAGACAGGGUUUCUCUGUAGCUUUGGAGCCUGUCCUGGAACUCGCUCCCCAAGUGCUGGGAUUAAAGGCGUGUGCCACCACCACCACCCAGCCCUCAAUUGCUUUCUAUCUUAUUUGAUUUUUUUUUCUUUUAUUUAGUUGUGAUUGUGUCUGCACAUGCAUGUCCACAAACACAUAUGCUCCAUGGUACACGUGUAGGUCAGAGAACAACUUGUUAGUCAAUUCUGUCCUUCUACUGUGUGGGUUCUAACAGUCAUCAGGCCUGGCAGAACCUGCCUUUACCCACUGAGCCAUCUUGCCAGCAGUGUACCCUGUUUUUUGAGAUGGGGUCUCUUACUGAAUCUGGCUAGAUUUGCAGGCCAGCAAGCUCGAAGGAUCCUCCGGUCUCUGCCUUCCCAGUGCUGGGAUUACAGGUGUCCCUUUCUGCCUGGCUUUUAUGUGGAUGAUGUGCAGCAAGCACUUCAGCUGCUCAACCUCUCUCCAGCUCUGUGACUGAUGAUGGUGGGCUUCCUGGAUGUCUCGUCAGGAGGUGGAGACCUGCUCUCUGCCUCUUAAACCGUUACGUCCUUAACUUUUCUUUGGGGCCUGGAUAAAGACCAGACACUGAAUGUACAUAGUAUAGUACAUUUUCUAAAUUGUGUUUGCCUCAGAGCCUCAGAAACAGAAAUUUUAUCAGGGGACAGAUACUUCUAACUUUUACUGUUUGUAAAAUGUACAUUACUAAACUUUAAAAAUAAAAUGUU